Molecule: messenger RNA, 366 nt
Organism: Trypanosoma conorhini
Lineage: Eukaryota; Euglenozoa; Kinetoplastea; Trypanosomatida; Trypanosomatidae
Product: Golgi vesicular membrane trafficking protein
Exons: 1
Coding region: 1-366 (121 amino acids)
Source: RefSeq, a predicted model, not a curated record
AUGCGGCCGCAGAGCUCCGUCUUUCGCCACCGCGCCCAGCUGCACGAGGAGGCUGAGUCCGGUCGCGCGAACGCCGGUGUGAUCAGCGAGGCGACGGAGGAGGAGAACGACGAGCUGAUGCGGGCGCUGCUGGGCGACGUGCGCUCCGUCCGGCACAAAUUCACUGCGAUGGGGGCGGAGGUGCGGCGGCAGAACACGCUGCUGGACGCGCUCGACGCGGUGUUCGGCCGCACCCGCGCGCGCCUUGGGCGGACGCUGCGGCAGUUGGACGUGGCGGGGGUGACGAGCGUCACGCACAUGUGGGUGCUGUUUGUAUUUGUCCUCCUCGUCUUCCUGCUGGUGUACGCGAUGCUGAAGCUCCACUGA